Arabidopsis arenosa is the source of this 625-nucleotide messenger RNA. NCBI's taxonomy places the organism in Eukaryota, Viridiplantae, Streptophyta, Magnoliopsida, Brassicales, Brassicaceae. The record is from the annotation of a GenBank genome assembly.
AAAGAUGAUGACUUGGUAACCUUGAAAAGGGAACUCAGCAAGUUUCAGCCUCCGUAAGAGACAAGCCCCAAAACUUCUAAUUCAAUCCCAAAGCUCAACUUGUUCCGCUUGUUUCAAUCUUCGGGUGGGAGCCUCACCAUCAAAGCAUGCCAAAAGAUUCUUGCCUUUAAACAUGUUUUGCUGAAGAAGCCGUUUGAUUCAGCAUCUGUUACUCCCGAAGCUGCUAAUCACCAGCUUGCUGUUUCGGUAAAUUCACUAAUUUAUCCAAUCACUUUCGGUUACGUGAGGCAUAUGAUCAAGCAAGCUAAGAAGAAUGGAGGAAAGGAAGCGGUAAUGAUUGAGGAAACGGUGAUUGAAGGAGAAGAGGAGAAUGUGUUUGUUAGUGUGCUUGAGGAAGCAGAGAAGACUGGAGGAGAAGAGGAAGCGGUGAUUGAAGGAGAAGAGGAGAACGUGUUUGUUGGUGUGCUCGAGUGGGGGGACAAGUUGGAGUCAGUAUCUCCUCCUCCCCACUUAGGAUCUUCUAACAUUGAUGAAACUGACGUGAAUGAGACUGAGCCUGAAGACAAAAAUGCACCGGAGAACACUCAGAUCUGAUGAAAUUUUGUAAUAAAGGGCUAGACUUCGU